AUGAUGUGUGAGGAGGAAGAAUAUAACAGCAAAAGCCCUGAUCAAAAAGCCAUGUGUUUCGCCAUACAACAGGAUGGGGAUGAGAAUCCAGAAUCUAGCACUACGGUUGCUGAGCUUAUUAAGAAGACAGGAGGAGUCAGAGAAAUUCAACAGGAACAAAGAGCAGAAGAACAACCCUAUAGAUUUAUUGCUGAAGAUGGUGUUCCAAAUAUAAAGUCAGAAGUGUACAGCCAGAAGAGACCAUGCAAACGAGGAACAAGCCCUGCAGCAGAGCCGAUUCCAGUGGCUGAUUAUUUGAGAGCCAGUGAAGAGAGUAUAGAAACAAUAGGUCUGGAAAGACAAGUGAUAAACUCUGAGGAGAAAGAGGAAUCCUUGACCUUAAAAGAUGUAUUUCCUUCAGCUCCACGUAAAGAAAUUACCUCAGCCGAACUUUUUGACAAAGACAAUAAAAUAAAAUUAAAAGAGAAAGCUGAAGAAAAACAGACUCUUGAUUUGACAGUAGAAACUGAUGAGAGUUCAAAAUAUCCAAGGACCUUAUGUGAAACAAAGAUCCAUACACCUGAAGGGCUAAUUGAAGUUAAGAUGACUUCUAGACAUGAUUCAUCCACUAUAAAAGUUCCAGAUGAUCAUACAAAAGAAGUUCUAAAGAUUGGAACUAUAGCUGAAGAUAAGAGUCUAAGUAAAACUUAUCAAAGAGCUGGCAUCAACAAAAUGAUAAAUACAAGAUUAUACCCUAUGACAGAUGAUGGUGAAAAAGAGAGACAUUUUGCUGAGAGUAAAACAUUAGAUCAACUCUUCCUUACUAACUCUGAACAUGUCGAUAUGCCUACAUCUGAGGAGAGGGUGAGCAGAAAAAGAAGAUUUGGCCAUGUGUCGGAAGAGAGAUCUCCUUUAUCCUUGAACGGAGAGGAAGGAGAAAGUGGAGGCCGGGCUGAUAGACUGACAAGAAAACUAAUAUACACAGACUAUAUUGGUGGUGAUAAAAAGAAAAAGCUGCAAUUUCUAGAUUUAAAAGUUUGUCCAGAUAGCAGUGAUGAGCUUGCCAUGAAGAAGGACAAUAUUCGUGUUCAUUCUUCCAAGGACAGUGAAUUCUCUUCAGUGCCAAGAAAAGAUGUUCGAGGGAUUCCAGAUACUUCACUAAAAUCUGAUGCUACAUUAAAGCAAGCUGUUGUUCAAGCCCUGAAACUCGAUGGAAACAGAACUGUUCCUGAUAAUUGGAAGGUCAGAUUAAAAGAAGAAACCCCAGCAGCAAAAAAGAGAGCAGAAAAGACUUGCAGACGUCAUGUGAGAAAGAAAACCGUAUCUCCAGGUCAUCGAAAAGACAUCCAAAGAAGACAAAAGAAGAAACCUAAAAAGAAGAAACGAAGAAGUGGAAGAAAGAAGCUGAAAGAUCAUCAUAAAGAGACAUUGCUGUGGACAGUUGGUCCAGUACAACCGAGGUUGUGUUUGAGCCAUAGGACAUUGGACACUAAGACAUCUAUGUCAAUGAUCAAAUGUGGAAAUUUAACUAUUGUGUGGGCUAUUAACAAAUUGGAACCAUAUGUAUGGAGAAAAGUUGUGGUAUGAUAUAUAGAUAAAUGUCUUAUAAAUUGACCAAACUAGGUAGAAGGUCAAUUAUAUAUGUUAAUGGGAUAGAAACACAUUUGGACAAGGAUAUUUGAUGUUGAUAUGGAGAAUUGAAUAGAUAGAAGAUGAUCACAGAUAGAUCUAAAUU
Anolis sagrei ordinatus is the source of this 1714-nucleotide messenger RNA. The record is from RefSeq and is a predicted model, not a curated record. NCBI's taxonomy places the organism in Eukaryota, Metazoa, Chordata, Lepidosauria, Squamata, Anolidae.